Molecule: messenger RNA, 1030 nt
Organism: Ostrea edulis (European flat oyster)
Lineage: Eukaryota; Metazoa; Mollusca; Bivalvia; Ostreida; Ostreidae
Product: perlucin-like
Exons: 5
Coding region: 1-600 (199 amino acids)
Molecular function (GO): signaling receptor activity
Source: RefSeq, a predicted model, not a curated record
AUGGCUACAUAUUGUGGAUUUCCCGUGACGAAAUAUCUCACGAAUGACAGCUUACAAAGAUGGGAUGCCAUUGCAGUGGGUAGAGAGGUCCAUCUGAGAUGUGCUGAUCGAUACAGACUGCAACAGGGAACAGGGCUACACAUAUGUCAUUCAGAUGGCCAAUGGAAAGCCAGCACAACUUGUCACGUGUGUGAUCAAGGAUGGCUUUUCUUUGGAUCCCAUUGUUAUUUCUACAAUGCAACAAAAUCCUCCUGGAAUGAUGCAGUGCUACAAUGUCAAGCGCACUCGAGUUACUUAUUGGAAAUCAACUCUAGUGAAGAGAACCAAUGGAUAGUAUCUACCUUCCUGGAAGUGGGCGUUCCAGAUGAAUGCCGAAAUGUUUAUAUUUGUCCAGUAAAUGCAUGGAUCGCUGGCACCGAUCAUGAUAUUGAGGGCAGAUUCAGGUGGAAUGGAAAGACUGACAUGACUUUUACAAACUGGUAUUUGGGUCAACCUGACGGUGGAACUCCAACGCAAAACUGCGUCCAGAUUAUGCGAAAUGGAUUUUGGGAUGACUAUGAUUGUCAUUUUGAAAACAGUUUUAUUUGCGAGCAUCAGUAACAUCUUACACAUAUAUGGCUGCUAAAAUUACUCGGCAAGGACAUGGUACCCGCCAUUGGGAAAAUAACACAAGUGCAGAAUGUUUAUAGGCCUAUGCAAAAUAGUUUUCUGGCAAAACUCUUUCCUGCAAGUUUUUCACACAGAGUUCUAGAGCAAUUUUUAUCCCAAAACAUAGUUAUAUCAUAUGUUUGCAAUAAGGUCAGUUUGACCUCGAGGUCAGUUUGACCUCGAUUGUUAUGUAAGGUCAGUUUGACCUCGAUUGUUAUGUAAGGUCAGUUUGACCUCGAUUGUUAUGUAAGGUCAGUUUGACCUCGAUUGUUAUGUAAGGUCAGUUUGACCUCGAUUGUUAUGUAAGGUCAGUUUGACCUCGAUUGUUAGGUAUAUGUAUUGCUAUUAGCCUCCUAGUUUUUCAUGAAUAUUAUAUACUCUC